Molecule: messenger RNA, 1910 nt
Organism: Nymphalis io (European peacock)
Lineage: Eukaryota; Metazoa; Arthropoda; Insecta; Lepidoptera; Nymphalidae
Product: probable tRNA (uracil-O(2)-)-methyltransferase
Exons: 4
Coding region: 64-1815 (583 amino acids)
Biological process (GO): tRNA methylation
Molecular function (GO): metal ion binding; tRNA (uridine) methyltransferase activity
Source: RefSeq, a predicted model, not a curated record
UAUCAAACAAUGUUUGAUUUUAAAUAAAUAUUAAGAAGUUAUUAUUGAUUUUAUUUCUAUAAUAUGGAUAUAACUACAGUGUCUUAUAACAAAGUAAAAUCAAACUUAUUUUGGGAGUCAAUUAAUAUAUUAAUAAAAAAACCUCAUGUAGUCAAUAAAAGAUUAUGGGGAUGCACUAUUUUAAAAAGAUAUUAUGUUCGAGACAAUAAUAUUUCUUGGGAAAAUGAAUUGAAACAUUAUCAAUUAGAUACCGUCAACAAAAAGCAAUUUUUAGAUGAUAUCCUCAAAAAGAAACAUGUCAAAAUAGUUGAAGAAAGUGAAACUGAAAAUGAAAUUUUGUUAGUGGAACUUCUUCCGAAAAGCUACCUUGAAUCGCAUGCAUUUCAAAUAAUUUGUAAAAAUAAAUCUGUAACACAAGUAAGAUUUUUUGAUGUGACUCCUGUGGUCAUUGAACAAAACCUAUGUCCAACAUUUUCUUAUAGCUUUUCGUUACAAGAUGGUGAUGUUAUAUUAAAUACUUUUUCUGAUAAUAUAACAAAGUCUCACCAAUGGUUAAAAAAUACUGUCUUACCUCAAGUCCUAAAGUGGUGUGAUGAAAUGUCUAGUAAGCAAGUUCAAAUAUGCAAUGAAUCUUUAGCAUUAGUGCCAAUUGAAGAAUAUUAUAUAAAAUAUAAUGACCUUAAGUUGAGAUAUGGUAAAGAGAUGGUUAAGAUUUGGCCAGAAUGUACAGAUCCAACAAAGUUUGUGUAUGAAGACAUUGCUAUUGCUACCUACUUGUUACUCCUGUGGAAGAAAGAUAAUAAACUACAAUCAUUUGUAGAUAUUGGAUGUGGGAAUGGUUUGCUUGUUUAUAUUUUGAAUAUGGAGGGACAUACUGGAUAUGGGGUUGACAUUAGGAAGAGAAAAAUAUGGGACUUAUAUCCCAAUAACAUUAAGUUAAAAGAAACAACAGUAACUCCAUCAAAUAUGCAUAUCUUUUCUGACGUUGAUUGGAUUAUAGGAAAUCAUUCUGAUGAACUUACACCAUGGAUACCAGUUAUUGCUACACAAAAUUCCUACAAAUCUAAAUUUUUCCUGCUACCAUGUUGUGCAUACAAUUUUGAUGGUACAAAAUAUCAAAGGCAAAAUUCAUCUAAAAGCCAAUACACUGAAUAUUUGGAAUAUGUGAGACAAUUAUGUGAUAGUUGUGGUUUUAAAACCGAAAUAGACAGGUUGAAAAUUCCAAGCACGAAGAGAAUAUGCUAUAUUGGUAUGACAAGAACCUACAAGGAAAGUGAACAUGGCAAGCAUGUUGCUUGUGUUCAAGAUAUGAUAAGUUAUCAAAUAGGAUUAAGUAUGAACAAUGAUAUUGACCAAGAUAUUGAAACAAAGGAAUUUAAAACUAGAGAUCCCAUUGAAAGAGUAAGAAAUUGCACAAAAUUAAAUAAAAAUAUUAUAGAGUCUAUAAUAAAUUGUAUUUCAAAUUAUUUGCUUGGUGGAUGCAAUAUAAAGUCAAAUUGGUCAAACGGUAAAAAUGUUGCUAUUCAUGAACUUAUACAACUUCUACCACCUGAUAAAUUAAAAGCUUUAAAAUCAGAAUGUGGUGGCUUACAAACUUUGUUAAGAAAUAAUCACCACAUAUUUGAAGUCAGAAAUGGGUUUGUAAAUUUAAGGUAUCCUAGAACAAUAAAUGAGGUAAAAAAUAAUGCUAGGAGUAAAAAAAAUAUUGACAGCUUAAAAGUGCAAAGAAAACCAUGUUGGUUUUUUAAUAAUCACCCACAAGGCUGUCCAUUAGACAGCUCAGUUUGUAGUUUCCUGCACGACAAAACAAUAUGAAAAUACCAUUAACUAAAUGUUAAGUGUAAAUUUUUAUUGACAAAAUGAUAUAAAAAUUAACAUUAUGAAAUAAUAAAAAAAAAAUGUACCUAAAA